AUCAACCGUAUGAAGACAGCAUGGAACUCGGUUAUCCUGCACAUGAAAGCGUUGAUGAUGAGUACGAGCGUGUGUGCUACGGCGCCGGCCUGGUUCGAUUACAUGAGCAGCUCGCGCCCCUCCGUUUCGGAGACGAGAAGGUGAGGGAGGAAACCGAGGAUGCUUCUUUGGCAGUCUGGCGUGAUAGGUACGAAAAGGAGCUGUUCUUUUCAUCAAAGGCGUGGAUCCAAAGGACGCGAAUUACGCUGGACCCAGACCGCAAGGAGCCAAAUAUACCAGGAUCAUCAUCGUCUUUUUCUAAUGCGGCAGUCGGGCAUAGCAUCAACAAUUAUAGCAUCAUUGGUGUAGAAGUAGAUGAUAAUUUGCAAGUGCCGACGGAGAAAGUCGUUACAUGUCGAGUACUAGGAUGCGACGACUUAUUCGAACCUGGCGUGACGUUCGAAGAUUGCGUUCCUCGUGAGCUAGAAGUUCCUCCGCGACUGCUUUUCCACCAAGCAUCACAGUCUUCGCAAAUAGUACAGUCUCCG
Molecule: messenger RNA, 527 nt
Organism: Amoebophrya sp. A25
Lineage: Eukaryota; Dinophyceae; Syndiniales; Amoebophryaceae
Source: the annotation of a GenBank genome assembly